This is a messenger RNA of Salvia hispanica, 891 nucleotides long. RefSeq names its product small ribosomal subunit protein bS21c-like. Gene Ontology annotation, cellular component: ribosome. Gene Ontology annotation, biological process: translation. The record is from RefSeq and is a predicted model, not a curated record. NCBI's taxonomy places the organism in Eukaryota, Viridiplantae, Streptophyta, Magnoliopsida, Lamiales, Lamiaceae. Gene Ontology annotation, molecular function: structural constituent of ribosome.
UUUGGCUACUCCAGCUUCCCUAAUUUGAAAGUACUUAUAUUUUCAUGGGAAACAACGAUCGGAAUGAAUGGCGGUUUCCAAGCUCGAUCACAUCUUCUGGGUUUCCCCUCACAAUCCAACUGAAACCAAUCGACCCCCAAAAUCAAAUCUUCCUCUCCUCCCCUUGAAAGACCCCUCAAUUCUCUCUCUCAAACACCAAAAUCAACAACUAAACCAUUCUCUCUCGGUGGCUUUCCCCGCGCUCGCAUUCUCCAACACCCUUUUCUUCGCUUCCAACGUUACGCUGGUCGUGGGUGAAGAUGAGCACGAAGAGAAGCUGAUCGGCCGCUUCCGCCGUGAGGUUCUCAAAGCAGGCGUGCUCCGGGAGUGCAGACGCCGCCGCUUUUUCGAGUGCAGCCAAGACAAGCGCAAGCGGAAGUCGCGCGAGGCGGCGCGUCGCAACCGGAAAAGGCGGCCACAGCAGCCAAAGGCCAAAGCAGAGACUUCAAACAAGAAGACACAAGAUACCAAUGACGAUGAUGAUAACUGGGAGUUUUUUGACAUAGAUUUACCCUAUUGUUGACUUCUACUCUGCAAAUCAAAGGUGCAACUGGAACUGCUCGUGUUUUUGUCGAAAGGGCAGAGACUUCGCUGGUAACUACCACAACCGUGUUAACUCAAGGCAUUAUAUGUUGAUAACUUGUUUAUGAAAUCAAACAAAUUCUGCUAUGAGAAAAUGUACUUUGUUGGCGUCUUCGUUUCUGAGAGUUGAAAAUGUGCUUGCUAACUCGUUGUGGUCGUGUAGUACUGAUCUCUGAUGUAAUUUGCUCCUUCAUCACUCUAUGAUUUUGCAUGAACUCUUCAUUUUAGGGGAUUACCAUGUUUAUGGCCAAGUAUUGCUUUAUUUUUGCA